AUGGGCAAUGUCUUUGAUUCCAAAGCCGGUGAUGCUUUGGCUGAGCCGCUGCUGGGGAUUGCAUUGCUGGAUUGCAUUGCUGGACAUUGGCGGUAUAUAUACAAGCUUGAAGAUAAUCUUGAGGCAUUGGAGACUACAAGAGAUCAAUUAAGAGACCUGAGGACUGAUGUGAUGCGGUUGAUCGUCAAUCAGGAAAGACCAGAAAUGGCGCAGAUAGAUCGAGUUGGAGGAUGGCUCUCGAGGGUGGAUGCUGCCAUAGUUAAAAUUAAUCAGCUGCCAAGCAAGGCUAUACAAGAAAGACAGAAGUUAUGUAUAGCAGGCUGUUGCUCCAAGAACUGCAAAUCCAGCUACACAUUUGGGAGAAGUGUUGCAAGAAUUCUAAAAGAAGCGACUACUUUGAUCAAUGAAGGAGAUUUCAAAGAAGUGGUUAUGGCAGAACCAGCAAAUCAACUUCAAGCUAAUCUUGAAAAAUUGAAGACUUCAAGACAAGAAUUAUACGCAUUAAAGGAGGAUGUCAGGCAGAAUGUAGCGUUGGAGGAAGGGCCGGAAAAGAUGCUGCUGCAACAAGUUGGCUUGUGGCUUUCAAUGGCAGAAUCGACCAUAACCAGAUUACAUAAGUCAGACAUAAGUCAGCUUCAAGUUGAUCUUCGAGAUUUGGAGUCUAUAAUGAAAGAAUUAAAGGCUUUAAAGGAGGGAGUGAUGAUGAGGAUCACCUUGGAGGAAGGGCCACAAAAGAAGCGGAAGCCACAAGUUCAACUUUGGCUCUCGAUGCUGGAACCAAUAGUGACUGUGGCGGAGGAGAUGAUAAGAAAUGGUCCACAAGAAAUUGAGAAAUUGCGUCGUAAAGACUUUUCCAGCUACGAAUUUGUGCGAAAGGUGGCCAAAGUGUUAGAAGAAGCAGUUGCUCUAAGAGCCAAAGGAGAAUUCAAAGAGAUGGUUGAGAGGGUACUUCCAGACCCAGUAGUUGAAAGGAAUGAAAAACCAACAUGUGGCAUGGAAGCGAUGUUAGGUGAUAUUUGGAGAUGGUUCACACAAGAUGAACUGGGCACUGUUGGCAUAUAUGGUAUGGGGGGUGUUGGCAAAACUACUCUCUUAAACCAAAUCAACAACAAGUUUGCUAGUUCAACCCAUAAUUUUGAUGUUGUGAUUUGGGUGGUGGUGUCAAGAGAUUUGAAACCUGACAAGAUUCAAGAAGAUAUUUGGAAAAAGGUUGGCAUUUUUGAUGAGACGUGGGCAAAAAAAAUCCCCAGUGAGAAAGCAGAAGAUAUAUUUUAUAGGUUAAGCAGAACGAAGUUUGUAUUAUUUUUGGAUGACUUAUGGCAGAAGGUUGAUCUCAGAGACAUAGGGGUUCCUCUACAAAAAAAACAUGGGUCAAUGAUAGUAUUCACGACGCGUUUCUACAAAAUAUGCAGGCAAAUGGAAGCCCAAAAAAUUAUGAAAGUGGAGCCUCUGAAUCCAAGAGAAUCUUGGACCUUAUUCCAGGAGAAAGUUGGGGAUAUUCCUCCGAAUAUCCUUCCUCUAGCUAAAGAUGUUGUUAAGGAGUGUGGUGGAUUGCCACUGGCACUCAUCACAAUUGGCCAUGCCAUGGCUGGCAAAGAUGCACUCCAAGAAUGGGAACAUGCUCUCGAGGUCUUAAGAAGUUAUGCCUCAAGUUUACACGGAAUGGAAGAUGAGGUGUUUCAAGAUAUGGAGGUUGAAGUAUUUGCAAUUUUGAAGUUUAGUUAUGAUAGUCUACACGGUGAUAAAGUUAAAUCUUGCUUCUUAUACUUUAAUAACGACAAGGAGAAUUUUCGUGCAAGUGGGAUGCCAAUUAUAGCAUGUAAAUAUGAAAAAGACAAGGAGAAAUUUUUCGUGCAAGUGGGUGCCCAAUUAACAAAAUUUCCAGCGGUCAAAGAAUGGGAAGGAUCAAAAAGAAUGUCGUUGAUGGCAAACUCCUUUAAAAGUAUCCCAGAAGUUCCUAGAUGCGGGGAUCUUUCGACUUUAUUCCUUGGUCAUAAUAGGUUUUUGGAGGAGAUCAGUGGUGAUUUCUUCCGGUAUAUGAAUUCGCUCACCGUUCUUGAUCUAUCAGAGACAUGUAUAAAGAAAUUGCCUGAGGGAAUUUCAAAAUUAACCUCAUUGCAAUAUCUUAAUCUGCGUAGUACACGUAUAACGCGGUUACCAGUUGAGUUGAAGUUAUUGAAAAAGCUGAAAUAUUUGAACUUGGAGCGUAAUGGCUUCCUAGAAAGUAUUCCAAGGGGAGUCAUAUCUAGUCUGUCAUCGUCACUGCAAAUUUUGAGAAUGUUCCAAGCCGGUAAUAUGGCUUAUGAAAAGUCGGUAAAUAACUUAUUGGGUGAAGGCAAUUUGCUAAUAGAGGAGCUCCAGUGUCUUGAAAAUUUGAAUGAACUGAGCCUCACAAUAAUAAGUGCCUCUAUGCUUCAGUUGUUUUCCAGCACCCAGACAUUACUCAACCGUACUCGAUCUCUACAGCUUAGAGGGUUCUACUUUCAAAGAUCUCUUAGUGUUUCUUCAUUAGCAAAUUUUAGGAACCUAGAGAUCCUGAACAUAUUUCAUACUUAUGAUUUAGAAGAGUUGAUCGUGGAUGUUAUGCUUGGUGAGAGUUCUACACAUCAUCAUACUAUCAGCAACUCAAUGGUCUCAGCUCCAGUAUGCUUCAAUAGCCUCCGGGAAGUGAAUGUAUCGCGUAACUUCCGUCUGCGAGAGCUGACAUGGGUUGUUCUAAUCCCAAAUUUGGAAAUUUUGAUAGUGAGAUCCAAUAAGCAUAUGGAAGAAAUUGUAAGUGCUGAAAAGUUAAGUGAGCUUCAAGUUGGGAGUGAAAACAUGAACCUAUUUUCAAAACUCCAAGCUCUUAAAUUGUCUAAUUUACCAGAACUGAAAUGCAUAUAUAGGAAUGCUCUGUCUUUUCCACUUUUGAACAGAAUACAAGUACGUGAAUGCCCAAAGCUGGAGAAUAUACCAGAAGCACUGCAAGGUUGUGACUGACGCACAAGAA
Molecule: messenger RNA, 2989 nt
Organism: Jatropha curcas
Lineage: Eukaryota; Viridiplantae; Streptophyta; Magnoliopsida; Malpighiales; Euphorbiaceae
Source: RefSeq, a predicted model, not a curated record